CCUGGCAUUGCGCACAAGUCGAAGUUUCGGGAGCGAGAUUGGAUUCGCGAGUGAAAGUGGGGCCGAAGAGGCGAAGCGCAUUUCUCUUAUUUAGAACGCAUUUCGCUUAUAUUCCGUUUACAAAUAGAAACUGCAUAAAAGAAUCAUUAUCUGUUAAUGAAGUCCCAACGGGAGUGGGACGCAUUAGAUAACUUUGACUUUCAUAGAAAGUGUGAAAAGACGCACGCAAAACGUUACAACAGUGGUAAGAAGUGAAGGAGCCUGGUUUUCCUUUCCCCAGCAUUUGCAGCCUGUGCUGGGUUGGUGGAAAAUGGGCACGCGGAUCGACUCCGUGACUGGACUUAUCGUCUCUUUGAUAUUUACAUGUCAUCUGAUUAAUGUGGCCCAGGGCUCCAAGGUAUGGGGGGAGGUGCCUCUUCCCGAGGACCUGGAGGCAGAGAAGACAGUCCUGAGGUCAAAGCGCUUCCUGGACGAUGAUGAGGACUUUGCUGCCGACGAAGCUUCUGGAGAUCUGCCCAGUGGAGAGGAGGAUGGAAGCACGCCAUGGCCAACGCUGGCCUCAGAUACGACGGUUUACUACAGAGCUCUGGUGAACUUCACUGACUCCAUAGUGUACGGUCCUGAGUUGGAUGACAUCUACUCAGCAGCCUUCCAGGAGAUCUCGGAUGCGGUGGUGGACACGUUGGAGUCAGAGUACAACAAGAUCGAUGGCAUCCAGACAGUCAGUGUGGUCCUCAUCAAGAAGAUGGUGCGUGAGGAUGGUGUGGACGUGUUCGUGGAGAUGGACGUGGGCUCCGAACACAACCUCAACCUCGAGCAGAUCCGCACCGUGCUCUACUCCACCGUCAAGGAGGGCGCCAUCGCCUCCUACGUCACAUCCGUCCAGGGCUUCCAAUUCAGACGACUCGGAGAAGUGCCCCCCGACCCCAGACCCUGCACGUCGGACGAGCACGCCUGCCGUAGCGGAGAGUGCAUCCGUCUGGAAUACCUGUGUGACAACAGGCCCGACUGCAGAGACAUGAGUGAUGAGCUGGAUUGCGAUAAUAAACGCCCCGGUGCGGCCACGCCCACCCCUCCCGCCGUCACCACCACCAUCAAGAAGGGCCCGCGGCCCCCCUCCCCGCCUGGCCCCUGCAGGGCGGACCAGGCCACCUGCCAGAACGGCGAGUGCAUCCCGAGAGACUACCUGUGUGACGGAGAGAGGGACUGCGCCGACGGCAGCGAUGAGAUCCGAUGUGGAACCCCCUCUCCCUGUGAGCCCAAUGAGUUUAAGUGUAAGAACGGCCGCUGUGCCCUGAAGCUGUGGCGCUGUGACGGGGACAACGACUGCGAGGACAACUCCGAUGAGACAGACUGCCCCACCAAGGGUCCUGGUGACACGUGUGCCCCAGAGCAGUUUGUGUGCAUCAGUGACCGUACCUGCAUCCCUGCCAGCUACCAGUGUGACGAGGAACCAGACUGCCCCGACCGCUCGGACGAGUAUGGCUGCACUCCUCCCACAGUGACCAGCCCUCCGGAAGAGUCCAUUCAGGCAGUGCGGGGGAAGACGGUGACCUUCAAGUGCACAGCUGUGGGUGUGCCCACUCCCAUUAUCACCUGGAGACUCAACUGGGGGCAUAUCCCUGUCAGUGGCAGGAUCACCAUGAUCAGUGAGAACGGCCGGGGCACCCUGAUCAUUCGCGACGUGAAGGAGGCGGACCAGGGGGCGUACACCUGCGAGGCCAUCAACGCCAAGGGCCUCGUGUUUGGCAUCCCCGACGGCGUGCUGAGCCUCACCCAGGUCCCCAACGGAGUUUCGUCAUCUUCUCUGUACUCGUUGCCAGACGACUGUCCAGCGGGCCAGUUCAGAUCGGAGGGCCGCUGCAUGUCCUGCUUCUGCGCCGGGAUCACCAAGACCUGCCAGAACACGGGCCGCUACCGCAACCAGAUCCACCUGCGCUUCACUGACGAGGACGACUUCAAAGGGGUGAAUGUAACAUAUCCCUCCAGACCAGGCACUCCUCCUCUUUCCUCCACUCAGCUCCUUAUCAACACAGACAUGGAGGAGUUCCAGCUGGUCGACCUAUCACGUCGCUUCCUCAUCCUGGACUCCUACUGGAUGCUGCCCCGACAGUUCCUGGGCAACAAGAUUGACUCCUACGGAGGCUCGUUGAAGUUCAAGGUGCGCUACACGCUGGCACGGGGCCUGUCUGAGCCUGAGGAGAAGCCUGACGUGGUGCUGGUGGGGAGCGGGCGCAGGCUGGUCUAUCGCCGGGGCAGGCCCACCCCCGCCAGGCAGGUCAACCAGAAGGACAUCCAGUUCACUGAGGAGAACUGGCAGCACUCUAACGGGCAGCAGGUGAGCCGCGAGGAGCUCAUGAUGACGCUGGCCAACCUGGAGAACAUCAGCAUCCGCACCGUCUACGACAGUCACAUGGUCAGCGUGGCGCUCAGCGACGUCGUCAUGGACACCACCACCGUGGAGUACAGUAUCCAGGGGCCUGCCAAGGGCGUGGAGGAGUGCAGGUGCCCAGCGGGCUACUCUGGCCUGUCCUGUGAGAUGUGUACCUCUGGGUUUGAGCGCGUACCGGGCGGAGCCUACCUGGGCACGUGUGCCGGCUGUAACUGUAACGGACACGCCAGCGCCUGUGACCCAAUCAGCGGACACUGUUUGAGUUGCCAGCACAACACAGAAGGGCCUCAGUGUGACAAAUGUCGACCUGGCUAUUUUGGUGACCCCAGACGAGGUCGUCCUGACGACUGCAAGCCCUGCCCCUGCCCAUACACUGAGACGUCCCGCCGGUUCUCGGACACCUGCUUCCUGGACCAUGACUCUCAAGCUACAUGCGACGCCUGUAAACCAGGCUACACAGGACGCCGCUGUGAAAAGUGUGCCUCUGGUUACCAGGGCAACCCCCUGCAGCCCAACGGCAAAUGUGUUGUAAUCCAGAAUGGACAGUGUGAUAACAAAGGCACCAUCAACUCCAACAGCAGACCGUGCAGCUGCAAGGCCAACGUGGUGGGGGCUCAGUGUGAUGAGUGUAAGAGUGGCUCCUUCCACCUGUCCCAGGCCAACCCAGACGGCUGUCUCCAGUGUUUCUGCAUGGGCGUCACCAAGCAGUGUGCCAGCUCAUCCUGGAGCAGGGACCAGGUCCGUGGGGGAGUGAACGGGCAGCUGUUCACCCUGUCCAACAGUGGCAACACCAGGACCAUCACAGAGGGCAUCUCCCAGAGGGGCACCCUGGAGGUGCUCUACCGCUCCUUCACUUCCGUCCCCAGUGACAUCUACUACUGGGUCCUGCCUGAGAACUUCAGAGGAGACAAGGUGACUGCGUACGGCGGCGAGCUACGCUACACCGUGAAAUACGAGCCACGGCAACGCUCGCUGGUGAUUGACGGACAGCCAGAUGUGGUUCUCCAAGGCAACGGCAUCUCCCUGGAGCACUUCUCUCAGACCAAGCCCCUUCCCCGUGUCCCGGCCACCAUCACAGUGUCCUUCAGAGAGUCGGCGUGGCGGCGCGCCGACGGACAGCCCGCUACUCGUGAGCACCUUCUCAUGGCCUUGGCGGAUAUAACAGUGUUCAUGAUCAGAGCCACCUAUGCAGACAACAUGGCUGAGAGCAGUCUGUCAGACAUCAGGAUGGACAUCGCAGUGCCUCACUCCACCGGUAACGAGAGAGCUCUGGCUGUGGAGGAGUGUGCCUGUCCUCAGGGCUACCGAGGGCCGUCCUGUCAGGAGUGUGAUGUGGGAUUCACCCGCACAGGGUCAGGUCUCUACCUGGGCACGUGUGAGAGGUGUGACUGCAACGGACAUGCCACUGGCUGUGACCCAGACACUGGAGACUGUCUGCAAUGUCUCCAUAACACUGCCGGGCCCAGGUGUGACCGCUGUCUGCCUGGUUACUAUGGCAGCCCUGCCAGGGGAGAUUCUCAGACCUGCCAGCCGUGCCCCUGUCCUGGGACCUCACCCAGCAACCAGUUCUCCCAGUCCUGCCACGUGGACCCAGAUGGACAGCCCACCUGUGAUAACUGUCCCACUGGAUUCUCAGGGCGGCGCUGUGAGAAAUGUGCACCAGGUUACACUGGCAACCCCCAACUAGGACAGCGGUGUUCCAACAACAAGGUUGAUGACUGCUACACGUGUGACGAGAGAGGAGCCCAUAGCGGAGUGUGUGUUUCAGGACAGUGUCGCUGCAAGAUGAACGUGGAAGGCUCGACUUGUUCCAACUGUAAGUCCGGCUUUUUCCACCUGAGCUCUGCCAACAGAGACGGCUGCCUGUCCUGCUUCUGCAUGGGCGUCACCCAGCAAUGCUCCAGCUCCACCUACUACAGAGACCUGGUGUCCUCAGCCUUUGCUCCAGGGAACUUCCAGGGCUUUGCCCUGGUCAACCGCCAGCGCACCAACCGCAUCACCACUGGCUUUACCGUGGAGGUGUCCACCGACGGCACCCAGCUCUCCUACAGCAACUUUGACUACCUGGGCCAGGAGCCCCACUAUUGGCAGCUGCCUAGGGCCUACCAGGGAGACAAGAAAGAGCCUUUCUAUGCUCGAAUGAGAAGGGCUCCCCAGAGCCCAUCGUCCUCCAUGCCAGAGGAGCAGCUGAGGAAGGAUGCCUCCGUCUGGAGCCUCAUGAGUCACAACACCAGGGCUAAGAGAGCUAGCCAGGCUCAAGUCAGAAAGCUGGAUGAUGAAGUCUGGGCCAUCAUCUCCAACUUUUCCGAUGGCCAUGGUCCCUUCACCCUUUCUUCCUCCUCAUCCUCCUCCUCAUCUUCCUCCUCCUCCUCUGGGGUGCCCAAUCCGUCCUCCAGAUGGAAUCUGCGCAAUCUGACCCCUCCCUCCCCUCCGUCUGCUAUCUUAUCCUCUGUUAAGACAACCAGGCCCCGCCCCCCCUCCCUGGGCCCUGCCCCCCUCCAGCAGAGUCAACAGAGGCACACCAAGAACACAGUGAGCCCGCCUAGGGGCCCCAGACCUGCAGAUAACAGCAAGUACGCUCUGGUCUACAAAGGUUUCAGCUCCCAGCCGGACGAUGUUCUCUACUGGCAGCUCCCAGCGCAGUUUACAGGGGAUAAGGUGGGCUCGUACGGUGGGAAGCUCAAGUACACCAUCUCCUACGUUCCUACGCCGGGCGCACGAGGAUCCACGGUGGACGAUGCCAACGUGCAGAUCAUCGGAAAUGACAUCACGCUGGUCGCCAUUCUACCGUGGCCCAGGACACUGGGCACCAGACAGUCUAAUUCGUUUGAGGUGAACUUCAGAGAGGAACUCUGGAGUCGUCCUGACGGCAUGCCUGCCACACGGGAGCACCUGAUGAUGGUCCUCGCCGACCUGGACGACAUCCUGAUCUCGGCCUCCUACUACACAGACAUGCGCUCCUCCUCUAUCUCGGACGUCAGCAUGGAGGUGGCGGUACCCAACUACACCGGCCUGGCACAGGCCCUGGAGGUGGAGCAGUGUCGCUGCCUGCCCGGGUACCAGGGGCUCUCCUGCCAGGACUGUGCCCCUGGGUACACCCGCACUGGAGGUGGCCUGUACCUGGGACACUGUGAGCUGUGCGAAUGCAACGGUCACUCAGACUCCUGCCACCCUGAGUCUGGGAUCUGCACGAGCUGCUUACACAACACCAGGGGAGAGCUCUGUGAGCAGUGUGCUCCUGGCUUCUUUGGUGACCCCACCGCUGGCACCCCUGAGGACUGCCAGCCCUGCGCAUGCCCACACACCGACCCUGACAACCAGUUCUCUCCCACCUGUGAGAGUUUGGGUAACGGGGGCUACCAGUGCACAGCCUGCCAGCCUGGCUACACAGGCCAGUAUUGUGAGCGCUGUGCUGCCGGAUAUGUUGGCAACCCACAGGAGAGGGUGAAGUGUCGUCCAGUUAGCGACACUGCGGCCUCGCUGGUGGUGAAGGUGUACCCAGAGAGGGUCCAGGUGGCCCAGGGAGGCUCGGUCACCCUCAGGUGCCAGGUGUCUGGCUCCCCUCCUCAUUACUACCAGUGGACCAGAGAGGACGGGCGCCCUGUGUCCCACAGCGCGGACACACACAGACAUGGAGAGGAGCUGUACUUCCCCAGUGUCCAGCCCAGCGAUGCAGGCGUCUACAUCUGUAUCUGCAGGGACCAGCGGUACACCAACACGAGCCACGCUGAGAUCAUUGUCACAACUGCGUCGUCCAAACCCAUCGAGGUGUUCAUUGAGGAGCCUAAAGCCCAGAGUGUGACCGUGGGCUCAACAGUCAGCUUCAUCUGCACAGCCAAGAGCAAGUCCCCAGCCUACACCCUGGUCUGGACUCGCCAGGGCAAUGGCAAGCUGCCCAACCGGGCCAUGGACUUCAACGGCAUCCUCACCAUUCAGAAUGUGCAGCCUGAGGACGCAGGCAUCUACAUGUGCACGGGCUCCAACAUGUUCGCCAUGGACGAGGGCACGGCCGUCCUCUACGUGCCAGAGGCCUCACAGACUCAGAUGUUUUACACAGCCUAUGAAAUGUUUGAAGGACAUAGAACGCCGUCAGAGGGUGCUCAGCCAGUGGCCACAGUCACCCCCCCUGUGUUGACUGUUCAGCUUGGUGGCCAAGCAGUGUUCCGCUGUACUGUCACAGGGAACCCCACUCCUGCCAUUGAGUGGAUCGGAGGUCCCGGGAACAGGUUGAGCCCCAACGCUGUGGUGCGUGGAGGAGUCCUCACCUUCACCAACGUGGAGCGCUCUGACGAGGGCGCGUACACCUGCAAGGCCCUGAACACGCUCGGAGAGCACACGGCCCGGGCCUUCCUCUACCUGCAGAGUACAUCUGUUCCUACAGGUGCCAGUCUGCCCCAGGUCCAGGUGAGCCCCCAGAGGGUGGACAUCCAUGAAGGGGAGACCCUGAGGCUGUACUGCAGGGCAGUAGGCGCACCCAGCCCCGCCCUCACCUGGAGGAAACAGGGAGGAACGCUCCCCCCGCAGGCCAUUCCUUCUCACGGUUUCCAUCAGUUUAAAAGCAACAGUCUCGAUGUGUUACAGAGACGUAUUGAGGAGCUGCAGACCCGUAUGGAGCGCACGGACAUUGGCACACUGCUCAUCCCCGACAUCAAGAUGGCCGAUGGCGGCGCCUACCUCUGCGUCGGCACCAACUCCAUUGGCUCGUCCGAGGCUCGCAUCGAGGUGACGGUGACCAAAGCGGACGGCAUCUCCUCGCCCAUCUCCAUCCAGCCCUCCAUCGCUGACGUGCAGGAGGGCCACAGUCUGGACCUCAACUGCUUUGUCCCUGGAAACCCUCCCCCACCUGUCACCUGGAGGAGAGCCAGCGGCCUGCUGUCCUCCAAUCACCAGGUCCUGGGCAGCCAGCUGCGUAUCCUGCAGGCCCGGGUGGAGGACUCUGGAGAGUACAUCUGCAGGGUGUCCAGCAACCCUGGCUCUCCUCUCUCUCCUGUCCGCCAGGCCUCCGUCUCGGUCUCCGUCACCUCCUCCUCCUCACGUCUGCAGACCCCCAUCAUCUCCAUCGAGCCCCACAGUGCCGCUGUGCGCCAGGGGGACUCGGCCAGCUUCAGGUGCAGGGUCUACAGUGGAGCCCAGCCGGUCCGGUUGGAGUGGAAACACUCCACCAACCAGCCCCUGCCGGACAAUGUCAAGGUCGGCCCUGACGGCUCAGUCAUCACCAUCGCCAAUGCCCGCCCUAGCAACAAGGGCACCUACCGCUGUGUGGCUAGCAACCUGUUUGGCAUCACUCAGAGCAUAGUGUCCUUGAUUGUCAAAGAGUCUCCAGUGGCGUCGGUCACUCCCCUGGGGCCUGUGAAAGUCCGGCUGGGGGAACCCAUCAACCUGGAGUGCCAGGCCUCCGGAGAGCCACGCCCAUCUGUCACCUGGCACCGCCUGGACAGCAACCGGAAGACCAUGCUGAGCAGCCCUGUCCCCAUGGAGUCCAACGCCGUCAUGCAGGUCCUGGUGGCCAGGCCCGAGGACAGCGGCACCUACGUGUGCACGGCACGCAACAACGAGGGCACCUCAGAGACCAGAGUGGAGGUGCUGGUGGAGGGGGGCCCCCUGCUGCCCUCGGCACCCAGAGCCUCAGUGCCAGAGCCCCUGAUGGUGGUAGUGGCUGACCAGACGGCCACCCUGCGCUGCGCUGCCCACGGCUUCCCCCAGCCCAAGAUCACCUGGUCCAAGCUGCGAGCCCCACUGCCCUGGACCCACCAGAUAGUGGACAACCAGCUGGUCAUCCCCAACGUGAUGCGGCAGGACUCUGGGGAGUACAUCUGCAAUGCCACCAACAGCCUGGGCACCAGCCAGGUCACCAUCAUGCUGGAGGUGGACACCCCUCCCUAUGCCACCUCCCUGCCCGAUGAUGUGGCUGUGCGUGUGGGGGAGGUGAUCCGCCUGCAGUGCCUGGCCCAUGGCACCCCACCCCUGACCUACCAGUGGUCCAAGCUGAACGGCACCCUGCCCCGCAGGGCUGAGCUACAGGGGGGGGAUCUCCAGAUUAAUCUGGCAACCGCCGAGGACGCUGGCUCCUACAAGUGUGUCGCCUCAAACAAAGUGGGCAGGAGUGAGACUGUGGCUAAAGUCACUGUCAGAUCCCCCCUGGCAGUACGCGUGUCCCCCCAGGUGGAGGUCAAGGCUCUGGGCAGUGCUGUGGAGUUCACCUGCUCAGCUGCGGGCGGCUUGGAGACCACCGUCGAGUGGCUGAAGGAGGGUGGCGCCCUGCCACCCAACCACCAUGUCAAAGAGGGGGUCCUGAGGAUUGAGAACCUGGAGCAGAGCAACGAGGGGGUGUACAUCUGCAGAGCCACCAGCGUGCAUGGCCAGGCCCAGGACACAGCCAAGCUCACCAUCCAAGCCCUGCCCAAGGUCAUGAUCAACGUGCGGACGUCGGUCCAGAUGGUGAUGGUGGGGAACUCGGUGGAGUUUGAGUGCCAGGCCAUCGGCGAGCCCCAGCCCACCGUGCGCUGGAGCAAGGUGGGCAGCUCCCUGCCCGCCCACGUGGUGGUGAAGGGGGGCAUGCUGAGGAUCGAGCUGGUCAAGGAGGAGGACGCCGGCCAGUACCGCUGCACCGCCACCAACGAUGUGGGCUCUGUCCAGUCUCAGGUGGACCUGCGUGUUCAGUCCCUACCCCAGAUUGCAGGCCUGCCAGAGACCAAGGAGGUGACAGUGGGCUCUGACGCUGUCCUGCCCUGUGUGGCCACAGGAUACCCCGAACCAGACAUCAAAUGGUCCAAGCUGCACGGAGAACUCCCCCCCAAGUGUGGGAACGGCAGCGGCAGCAUCCUGACGGUUCCCAAGGUAACCCACGAGGAUUCUGGGACGUACGUGUGCGCCGCCAUCAACAAGCAGGGCCGGGUGGAAGCCUUCACCAACCUCACGGUGCACGAGAGAGUGAUGCCUUACUUCACCCAGGAGCCCCUGUCGUACCUCACCCUGCCCACCAUCAAGAACUCCUACAAGGCCUUCAGCAUUAAGAUUACCUUCAGACCGGACAACGUGGAUGGUCUCAUACUGUAUGCGGGGAUGAUCAUCUAUAACGGACAGAGGAGGACCACAGGAGCAGACUUCAUCUCUCUGGGACUGGUGGGAGGGCGGCCAGAGUUCAGGUUUGAUGUGGGCUCAGGCAUGGCCACUAUCCGCUACCCCACCCCUAUCAAGCUGGGUGAGUUCCACACAGUGGAGCUGUACCGGAACCUCACCCAGGGAAGCAUCAUAGUGGACGGAGGCACACCUGUCAACGGCAGCUCCCAGGGCAAGUUCCAGGGUCUGGACCUGAAUGAGGAGCUGCAUGUGGGCGGGUACCCCAACUACACCCAGCUGGCCAAGACUGCUGACAUCAAGACUGGCUUUGUUGGCUGUAUUCGCCAGCUGAUCAUCCAGGGGGAGGAGGUCAUCUUCAAAGACCUGGAUCGUAGCUCCACAGGCGUGUCCAACUGUCCCACCUGCAAGGACCGGCCCUGUCAGAACGCUGGUGUGUGUGUGGACUCAGAGGCCAGCCUGUACCAGUGUAAAUGUCCCAGAUCCUUCACAGGCAGCAACUGCCAGCACCACACCUCCGUCCACUGCCAUGCAGAGGCCUGUGGACCAGAUGCCACCUGCAUCACCCGGCCCUCUGGGAUGGGCUAUGACUGCCGCUGUCACCUGGGCAAGUCUGGGAACAAAUGCAUGGAUGGAGAGCUGGUGACAACGCCUCUGUUUGACGGUGAUAAGUCGUACAUCGCCUAUCCUCCCCUGACCAACGUCCACGACGACCUGCGCAUCGUGCUGGAGUUCAAGCCCCUGGACCUGGACGGCCUGAUGUUCUUCAGUGGAGACAGGAAGAUGAAGGUAGAAGACUUUGUGGCUGUUUCCAUGGUGGACGGACAUGUGGAGUUCCGCUACGAGCUGGGCACAGGGCAAGCCAUCAUGCGUAGCAUGGAGCCUGUUUCCCUGGGCCAGUGGCACCGCGUGACAGCAGAGCGUAUUAAGAAGGAGGGUUACCUGAAGGUGGACCAGGGUCCUGAGCAGAGACGCAGCUCCCCAGGGAAGGCCCAGGGCCUCAACGUCCACACCCCCAUGUUCCUGGGAGGGGUCCCCAGCAUGGACAUCCUGCCCAAGCCGGCCAACAUCAGCAUGCUGUUUGAUGGUUGCAUAGGAGAGGUGUCUAUCAAUGGUAAGAAGGUGGACCUGUCCUACAGCUUCACAGAGAGCCAAGCCAUCAGCCAGUGUGUGGACGCCAGCCCAUGUGAGCGGCGGCCAUGUCUGAACGGAGGCAGCUGCCUGUCCAGCCCAGAGUAUGAGUACCAGUGUCUCUGUAUGGACGGCUUUGAGGGUGAGCGCUGUGAGGUAGUCAGGGACGUGUGUCUGCGGGACUCUCAGUGUCUGAACGGUGGCAAGUGUGUCGGUGGCCAGUGUGAGUGUGCUGCCAACUUCAAGGGACCCCUCUGUGUGGAACGGCAGGUGGCCAGCUUCUCCGAGGCCCUGUGGAGUUUGGAGGGUAGCGGGGCCAAUGAUGCCCCCUCUCCGUAUGCAGCUGGUUUCCAAGGCAACGGCUACCUGGAUCUUCCUAGGUCUGUUUUCCCCAGAAGCUCCCAUGACUCUCCAGAGACUAUUCAGCUGGAGGUUCACACCACCUCCCCAGAAGGCCUGAUCCUGUGGCAUGGAGUGGAGACCAAUGGCCCGCGCCAUGUUCGCAGGAUGCAUGCUAGUAAAAAGGAACUGGGAGAGCAAGGAAAGGGCAAGGACUUCAUUAGCCUCGGUCUGCAAAACGGACACCUCGUCUUCAGCUACCAGCUGGGCAGUGGGGAGGCAGAGAUCAUCUCCAAGGAGGUCAUCAACGAUGGCCAGUGGCACAAGAUCACAGCAGUCAGAACCGGUAAAGAUGGCUACAUCCAGGUAGAUGGAGGAGGCAUUAAAUCUGGACAGUCAAAAGGCAGGAGCCUGAUGGUGAACACCAAAGGCAGCAUAUACCUGGGGGGAGCCCCAAACAUGGCAGUUCUGACAGGAGGAAAGUUCUCCUCUGGGGUGUCAGGGUGUGUGAGGAACCUGUCUCUGAUGAACGGACAGCCAGGACAGCAGCCCAGCAGGACAGUGGACCUGCAGCUCCACGCCACCACCGGCAAAAACGUCAAGCACUGCUCCUCAUAGACAGCAGCCUUCCCACACACACACACACCUACCCAGUGACUAUGGAGAUAUGAUACCAUCACACACAGACACAUUCACACACCCAACCAGCCACUCUCCGACACACAUGCGGCCUGACUGAAAUUGGUGCUUUGCUGCUACCAAAAGAUAAUCACAAAACAAAAGGAUACUCUGAGUGCAUAAAACCAAAAAAAGAGAGAAAAAUUAAUUGAUAUUAACAAGUCUUCUCUUCCUCUGUUGUAUUCUCGAUGAAGGACUAUUAACACAGGAGAUCCAGAACAGUUUACAUACUCCCUGCAGUAGCUUUAGCUUUGAGAAGAGAGUAAAACGCUAGGCCUUCUACGAUGGGUCAGAUCCUAUGGAGAUGGAAAUGUUUUUACAGCACUGAAUUUUAAUUUAUAUACAUAUACAUAUAUAUUAUAUAUUUGUGGGGGAAAACAUGCGAACUAACCAUAACUGCUCUUCUAUUUUCCUAGAGUUGAUUCUAGGUUCUAAUAUUGUGUGUCUCAGGCUUUUGAGCCUAACUGUGUUGAUACUUGAAGAAGCGAAGGCCUUCUUUCUUCACCUGUUGUGUAGCCGUAGGGGCGGGCAUGCUCACAGUAUAGCAAACCUUUGGGAGAGGGAGUUCACCACGUCAUGGCCGUGCAGCAUCGAGUCACUGCUCACGUGAAGACAGGAUUCGAAACAAUACUAAACUACAGCAGCAACUGUUUGGAUUGCUGAUGCUUUCUUCUGUUCCAAGCCAUUUUUAAAGCUCAAAUCACUUGCCUUCCGUGCAUGGUUGCCUGUUUCAUGUCUGUAUUUGUUUUUAUACAAAAUAUUGGUGCUAAUGUCAGACACACAAAUACAUCACAUGAUCAUUUGUCUGUUUCAUUUUAUUCAUGUUUAGCAGAAAGGUUUUGGGGAUAGACAUAUAGUAGGAUAAGUGGCUGUAAGGUAUUUAAAGAGAAGUUAAAUAUGUGUCGCCAGGGGGAAAAAAAAUUCUGUUGUGCAUGAGAUUUGACGUAGGUUUUAGCAUAAAUAUUUCUUCCAAAUUUGAUGUAUUUUUCUGUCUCCUCCUGUCUCCUCCAUAGUCCUCCUAAUUAGAUUGAGUAGAUCUCAAACGACAUGACUGAGGUGCCGAUAAUGGGUGGAAGUGUAGUUAAUGUUUUUAUUAUGAUCAACUGUUGAAAAGACUUUCCCCAGAAUACUAGACAUCUGCCAGUCAGACACAUUGUGUGUUUGUGUUGGUAUAAAGUAUGUGUUGGUAGGCUGUGCAUGUGCAGUAUUGCUUCGGUAGACUCUACCCCCAGUCUUUUCCAGAUUUUCUUUCAAACUCUUAGUGAAGUCAGAAAGUGUGUAGCGGUGUUUAUGUGUUGUACGUGUGUGUGUUAGUGUAUUAAAACACAGUAUGUGUGUUCAUUGUGUGUAUGUCAUCAAAAGCCCUAAAGGAGGGUCAAGCCAAAUCCUCAGCAGAACUGCCUCAUAAUGUUCCUCAUUUUCAGGUUCUGUAGCCAUAGAAACUUCCAGAUAUAUGUUUUCAAACUGAGGAAAUGGCUGUAAUAGUAUAUCUUGAGGUUGAUGCAUGUGCAGUAAGCAGUAGACACUAGAGACACACAGUAGACCUCGGAAGAGUUCAGUAGAGUGCAGUCGAAGCCUCCUGCAGGUGCUGAGACAAGCAGUGUAACUCCCAUAAGCAUGCUCGCCCACGAUGGUUGACCACACAACCAAACCAUAAUGGCAAGCUCACUACGGGGCUCACAAACCUUUUCACUUUUUGUACGGUUGAGAUUCUGUAUGUUUAUUAAUAUUCUAAAAAUGAGCACUAUCAUUUCACUUAAAGUUGCUUCAUUUUUAUUUAUUUUUAACGUUUUUUUUCCCACUGCAGUUGUUUUCAGGCUUACCUUACCUAAAAGCUUCCCUUUUCUCUUUGGUUCUUGUGUUUUGCCUCCCCAUACUCCCUGCCUGUAUAAUCUUACCUAAAAGCUUCCCUUUUCUCUUUGGUUCUUGUGUUUUGCCUCCCCAUACUCCCUGCCUGUAUAAUCUUACCUAAAAGCUUCCCUUUCUCUUUGGUUCUUGUGUUUUGCCUCCCCAUACUCCCUGCCUGUAUAAUCUUACCUAAAAGCUUCCCUUUCUCUUUGGUUAUUGUGUUUUGCCUCCCCAUACUCCCUGCCUGUAUAAUCCAUCCCCCUAUGUUGGAUUAGUAAAAAAAAACCUUGCCCCCCCCCCCCCCCCCCCAGAGAGCCUCAGAGACGCCUUCUGGGAGUUCCCAUGUUCCCUGAUGUCAGGAGAAUGUCCUGUGUACCCAAGCUGACUGGAUGGUUCCAUCUGUAGACUUUUACAGUGGAGAUUUUCCAAGGCCUAGAUUGUACAAACAAUGCUUUGACUGACCUUAUUCAUGAGGACAGGUAACACUGGGAUUGUUGCAGUGUGUAUAGCCAAGCUAGUUCGGAGUCAUCAACAACUACGCUACAGAAAGUAGAAAUACAAAAAAAAAGAUCAAAAGUGAUCAAAAUAUUGAAAGCAUUUAAGAUGCUCUAAAAUCUGAGUUGUUCAAGUUUGUUUAUGGAGCUAUCUUAUAAAUGAUGGAAAGUACACAUUUUUGAAAUUGUUAAUAUUGUGUAUGUAUGACAAAAGGCAAAAUGUAAAGAUGGACUGUCAGAGUUGAGUCAGUAAUGCUUACCUACAACACUAAAUGAAAUGAUGAUCUACUAUUGUUUUUGACUGUACCAUUUCCAGAGUUGGGUGAACUCUCCCCCUCCCUCAGUGUUUCUUAAAUAAAACAAAAUUCAUGUGCUAUU
Molecule: messenger RNA, 14337 nt
Organism: Hypomesus transpacificus
Lineage: Eukaryota; Metazoa; Chordata; Actinopteri; Osmeriformes; Osmeridae
Gene: hspg2
Product: heparan sulfate proteoglycan 2
Exons: 88
Coding region: 311-11557 (3748 amino acids)
Molecular function (GO): calcium ion binding; protein binding
Source: RefSeq, a predicted model, not a curated record